AUGAGCUCCACUUUGCCGAAAAGCGAAUCCGCGACGUCCCUGCUGAGGUCCGCCGUGCUGCAGCGCAGAUCCACGCAGUCCGACCACGGGCCACACGGCGACCGAGGCGGGCACCGGAACCAGCGCGGCCAAAAAGGAGCGGACGCCGGUCGGGCGGAGGAGGCGAGCGCGAGGAGACCUCUGUGCCGGCCCGGCCACGCAGAGAACGGCGCGGAGGACGCCAAACGCAACACGCGCUCCAAGUCCGCAAGGGUCAAACAGUCCGCCGGUCACGCCAAGGGGUCGCAGGGUGGGCCCAAGGAGGAGAGGGACGACGCCGACUCCUUCUUCCAGACCAGCAGGAAGCUGGCGAGCGGCUCAGCCUCCAGUCUGAGCUCGGACGCCGCCGCCGCCGGGAGCGCCCCGGUUCAGAACCGGCCAGCCUCCGGCCGCAGGUCCAAGAGGCUCAGCACCGUUUCGGACUAUGAUGCAAGCCUGCACCCCAUUGUCAAGUCCGUCUUUGGACAAGACCGAGAGCUGCGGCCGGAAGAAAUGGAUGAGCUGCGUGAGGCGUUCAAGGAGUUCGACAAGGACAAAGACGGCUUCAUCGGGUGCAAAGACUUGGGCAAUUGCAUGAGGACGAUGGGGUACAUGCCCACAGAGAUGGAGCUGAUCGAACUUAGCCAGCAGAUCAACAUGAAUCUGGGCGGACAUGUUGACUUUGAGGACUUUGUUGAGCUGAUGGGGCCCAAACUUCUAGCUGAGACCGCAGACAUGAUCGGCGUGAAGGAGCUGCGUGAUGCUUUCAAGGAGUUUGACACCAAUGGCGACGGUCAGAUCAGCACAGCAGAACUCAGAGAAGCAAUGAAAAAGCUUUUAGGACAACAGGUGGGUCACAGAGAUCUGGAAGACAUUUUACGCGACAUAGACCUCAACGGAGAUGGACAUGUGGAUUUCGAAGAAUUUGUGCGGAUGAUGUCUCGGUGACUCAAGAGUGGACGGCUGACGUUUUCUGAGAGUGAAAAAUCAUAUCAAGUCCAAUCUGAAACCACAACCCGGAGCACAAUGGCUGACGAAUACCGCCCGUCAACACUGUUGGGUGUACUCUCCUCU
Messenger RNA from Syngnathoides biaculeatus (alligator pipefish), 1092 nucleotides. It is a transcript of the gene cabp1b, whose product is annotated as calcium binding protein 1b. NCBI's taxonomy places the organism in Eukaryota, Metazoa, Chordata, Actinopteri, Syngnathiformes, Syngnathidae. Gene Ontology annotation, molecular function: calcium ion binding. The coding region runs from base 1 to 966 and encodes 321 amino acids. The transcript has 7 exons. The record is from RefSeq and is a predicted model, not a curated record.